UGGGGAGAUUCCCGUUGGGGCCUUUGGUGGCGUAGGCGGAGCACAAGCCCAGCCCCACAGGUGAACUCACCUGAUGGUCCAGGUGAGGGGCAGGCCGUGGGGGACAGGCUACGCAGAGGGGCACGGGAAGAGCAAAACCGCAGGGACCGAGGCUGGGCCAGGCCGGAGCUGUUGUACCAUCGUCCAGCACCAGGUGGGCUUGGGGCAGAGAGGAAGCAAGAGCGCGGUGGGGAAGAUGCGGCCUGCGCUGUGGACGCUCUGUGCGGUCUGGGUGGCGGCUGAUGCCAUCUCUGUGGAAACCCCACAGGACGUUCUUUAUGCUGCCCGGGGAGCAAGCAUUACCCUUCCGUGCACCUACCAAACCUCCUCCCCCAACCGAGAAGGAUUCAUCCACUGGGACAAGCUUCUGAGGAGCCAUUCGGAGAAGGUGCUCACCUGGACCUUUCAGCACAAGGAGUACAUCUACGGGAACCUUUACAAGAACCGGGUCAGCAUAUCAGACAGCGCCGAGCAGUCGGACGCCUCCAUCACCAUCAGCCAGCUGACCAUGGAUGACAAUGGCACCUACGAAUGCACGGUCUCCCUGCUGGCGGACCUGGGUGGCACCACCAAGUCACGCGUCCGCCUCCUGGUCCUCGUGCCACCCUCCAAACCAGACUGCCGCAUCGAGGGGGACACGGUGAUUGGGAACGACAUCCAGCUGAUCUGCCAGUCAGAGGAGGGCUCCCCGGCCCCUCAAUACAACUGGAAGAGCUACGACAUCCUGCACCACGAGCGGCCCGCUCCCCCAGCCUCAGGGCAGACCUUCUCUCUGAGGAACAUCUCCGCGGACAUGUCGGGCUACUACAUCUGCACCGCGAGCAACAGGGUGGCGGCCGCGUCCUGCAACAUCACGGUGGCGGUCAGACCUCCCUCCAUGAACGUGGCCCUGUACGCGGGCCUGGCGGGCGGCCUGGUGGCGGCCCUCAUCCUCCUGGGCGUCGGCGUCUACUGCUGCUGCUGCAGGAAGGCCGAGGCCGCGGACACGAGGCCGGACCGGGCCGCCUACCGGGAGCCCCCGGAGCAGCUGAGAGAGCUUCCCGGGGGGCGCGACGAGGACUACGGCCCCGAGGACCGCAGGAGCGACGGGCGCCAGUCCCCUGACCGCGCCGGCCGGUGACAGCCGCCUGGGGCUCCUCCCCAGCCUCCUGCCCCCUCGGCGUCCCCAGCCCCAUUUUCCCGACCCUCCUCUCCACUCACUGCGGGGGACACCGACACAGAAAAGGCUGGAGGACUUGGCGUGGCCCGGCUGUGGGGAUGUCACUCGGGACUGCCUGCCGGGCGCCGCUACCUGGAAGCCACCCGGCCUUCACCCUGGAGCGGCCCAGCGGCCACCCACUGCGGGCAGGAGGUUCAGGCAGCUUGUCUGCAGCGGGCCCGGGAUUCUCGUGUCGUGGGACUCUCUCCGGGCCAGAACAACUGGCAUGCCGUCGCCGGCUUCCUGGCCCCUGACCCCCGCCCGGCCCGCCCUUCCUGGCUGGGUACUGGCUCUGCCCGGCAGGUUGGGGCCGCGGCGCCCCUCUCCAGCCCCCGCACUGCUGGCGCACCAUUCAUCCCCCGCGUAGGAGCUCAGGCGUGGAGGCUGCCUCGGUCCCCCGGCCCCUGGCUGGGCCUGCCCGGUUCACUGUUAAACAUCGCUCUCUUCUGGAUGAUCAGAAAAGCAAUGUGAUAAAUCUUUGAUCCAUGUAUAACUUUUUAAAAGUAAGUAUUUUAUAUAUUUUGUUAAAUUUUUUGCGUCAUUCAGAAUGCCAUCAGCAAUAAUAAAAUUGUCAGUGG
This is a messenger RNA of Manis pentadactyla (Chinese pangolin), 1815 nucleotides long. It is a transcript of the gene GPA33, whose product is annotated as glycoprotein A33. The transcript has 7 exons. Gene Ontology annotation, cellular component: plasma membrane. The coding region runs from base 74 to 1159 and encodes 361 amino acids. Lineage: Eukaryota; Metazoa; Chordata; Mammalia; Pholidota; Manidae. The record is from RefSeq and is a predicted model, not a curated record.